CCCGUACAGUUGCCCGCUCCGAACCCUAGCCAUUUCGCACCGCGAGGUAUCCGCCCUCCUGUACCUCUAGUGUUAAUACUUUUGGUUUUGGGGAGGCGUCGCCACUGGCUGCGGGGUGGGUAAAUACUCGGGCCACCCAUGGAGGAGGGUUCUGAGCGGCCCCCUCACUCACGCGCCACCCGGGCGCAAAACCCUAGCUGUGAGGAGGAGGAGGCCGCCGGGCUGGUCAAAGACGAGAUUGCUGACGAUCUCAACGCCGACCCCGCGGAGGACGAGGAUGAGGAUGAGGUGGUUGUGGAGGAGGGCGAGGACGAGGUGCUCGUCGCCUCCGACGACGACGACGGGGCGGCGGACGGCGCCGGAGGGGAUGACGACUUCGUGCCGCGCACGCUGGAGGAAGCUCUCGUGCCGCGGGUGGGUACGGUGUUCGACUCCGUCGACGAGGCCUUUUCGCUCUACAAGGCAUACGCCUUCCGCAUGGGAUUCCACGCCGUGCGCCGCACCUGCCACAACUACGAGGGGAUUCGCUACCGCUCCACCUUCAGCUGCACUCAAGCUGGCAAGUCCCGGGAAGGGGCCGCCCCGUCGGAAGAUUCAGGCGCCCGCUACCCACUCCGCAACAAGCGUGGGGCAGCCACCCCGGAGAAGCGGGCUCGGCGAACCACUGCCGAGAAGACUGGAUGCAAGGCGAUGCUGAUCAUCCGUGACAAGCGGGUGAACGAUAGGUGGAAGGUGGAGUUCGUCGACUUGGAGCAUAACCAUCCUUGUACACCUGAUAUGGUGAGGUUUUUGAAAUCCUACAGGGAGAUGCCUGAGUCAGCCAAGAAGAAGGCCAAGAUUACUGUUGAGAUGGAUGAGACGGUGGAGAAGUCAUUGAGUGAGAUUGCUGAGACCAGGAAGUUUCCCACUCGCCCCAAGCGGAGUGUCAGUGGUGGAGCUGCUGCUGGUGGGUUGAGGUUUAAUAGAACCGACAGUUUUGUGCAGCGCUUCGGGGACGAAGACCUCAUUGCAGUCAAGAAGUUCAUCGAAAUGAUGCAGGAAAAGAAACCAAACUUCAUUCAUAGCUGGGAUCUUGAUCAGGAAAGUCGCAUGAAGAAUUUUUUCUGGACAGAUUUGAGGUCUCAGGCCCAGUACCGCUACUUUGGUGAUGUCAUUUCACUUGAUGUAAUGUACUUGCAGCACUCUCGUGCUAGCCUCCCUUUGGCCACACUCCUUGGGGUGAAUAACCAGGGCCACCUUGUGCUACUUGGUUGUGGUCUGCUCUCCAAAGACAGUAAAGAGAACUAUGUUUGGUUGUUGAAGAGGUGGCUGAGCUGUAUGAAUGGCAAGCCACCAGAGGCGAUUACAACUAGUUAUUCAGAUGUCGUGGCAGAGGCUGUGUCUGAGGUCUUGCCAGAUGCAAGGCACCGGUUCUGCUUUUGGCAUAUCUUGAAGAAGCUCCAAGAAAACGUGGGACGUACACAUGAGAAAGAGGCAAUUUCUUUGAGAUUCAAGGAGGUUGUUUAUGACACAGUCACUCUUACUGACUUUGAAAAGGAGUGGGAGGCCAUGGUUGAGCAUUACAAGCUCAAAGAUAAUGAAUGGUUCUCUGCACUGUACAGCUGCCGGAAGCAGUGGGCUCCUGGUUAUGUCAAUCAUUCGUUUUGGGCUGGCACAUCUGCUAUCAGGAAGGUUGAAAAACCAGAUCCAUACUUUGAUGGUGUUGUGACAAGUAAAACCACAUUACCAGUUUUCCUUGAGCAAUAUGAGACUACCCUCAGAGGGAAGCUGGAAAGGGAAGCAUACGAUGAUUUGCGCUCCUAUUAUUCUAGGCUCACUUUGCUGUCAGGAUUACCAUUUGAGGAGCAACUUCUGGAGCUGUAUACAGUACCCAUGUUUCAGGCAUUCCAAGACGAGAUCAAGCAAUUAAUGCAUGUUAUUUGUAAAGAGGUAGACAGGAGCGGGAAUUCAAUUACCUACAUGGUCAGCGAGUUAAUACAGGGCAAGAAGGUUGACUAUACAGUUGUCUACAACAAUUCUGACAAGGAUGUUUGGUGCAUUUGUCGCUCUUUUCCAUCACGGGGCAUUCUUUGCAGCCAUGCUCUGUCUGUUCUGAAGCAAGAGAAUGUGUUGAUGCUGCCAUCAAAGUACAUCCUCAGCCGCUGGAGGAAGGACUUCAGAAUUAUUCACGCGUCUGCAAGCCCGAACUCUGUGGCAUUGCAGAGAGAUUUGAGCAUUUUUGAUGAUCUCUACGUGCGUGGCCAUGAAUAUUUAGAAGAUGUUAUCGAUAUUGGGGCUAGAGAACCUGAGUUGAAGGAGUUUGUGCUGUCUGCCAUGAAAGAAGCGAAGGGCAAACUAGUAAGGCCUGGUCAGACCCAGCAAGGUGAUCAGCGGGUUGAUGUAAAUAUGGCAGUAACUGGUCAGGUAUCCGCUGAUAGAAGAGUUGAUGUGAACAUGGCAUCAAACACCACAUCCAUCAUUCACAGGGACAGAAGGGUUGAGGCAAACAUGCCAUUAAACACAAGAGCCCUGGUUCAUGAGGAUAACAUGGCAUCCAACACGACAUCCCUGAUCCAUGGGGACAGAAGAGCCGAUAUGGAAAUGCAAACACCCCACCUUAUCCACAGAGAGGGAAGAGUUGACAUGAACAUGACAGCCCCUCACUUGAUGCAGAGGGAGAGAAGAGUAGACGUGAAUAUGACGUCCCCUCACCUGAUCCAUGGGGACAGAAGAGUCGAUAUGAACCUGGGGUCGCCACACUUCAUACACAGCGACAGAGGAGUUGAUAUGAACCUGACAUCCCCUCAUCUGAUACAUGGGGACAGGAGAGUUGAUAUGAACAUGGCGUCACCACACCUGAUACAUGGAGACAGAAGAGUUGAUAUGAACAUGACGUCCCCUCACAUGAUACAUGGUGACACGAGAGUGGAUAUGAACAUGGUAUCCACUUCUCAGGAUGAUGCGAUGCACACUUUUGAUUUGGUGAACGUCAACCUGGAGAGUUCUUUGCCAAUGGCUGCAACAGAUUUCAUGCAAAUGCAUCCACACCCACCAGUUUACCAUCCCAAACAACUCCUCAAUAUGAGAGAUCAGGUGAUGGACUCAAACAAGAGAUCCAAUGUGGAAACAAAUACUUAUUUCAUCGGAGGUGGAAUGCAUGUGGGGUAGUUUAACUGUCUGCUGCUGUAACAUUUGUUUAGAAAGGGAGACGACCUUCUUGUAUGUUGAUAUGUAUGUUCUUAGUUCAGGCAGUACCACUAAUCAACUAGUUUGUACUAAUUGCAGAUCAAACAUUGAUUGUUGGUAGCUCUCCUGUACCAUUUCCCCCCUGUUUGGCAGUUGCAGUUAGCUA
This is a messenger RNA of Triticum dicoccoides, 3331 nucleotides long. RefSeq names its product protein FAR1-RELATED SEQUENCE 6-like. Gene Ontology annotation, molecular function: zinc ion binding. The transcript has a single exon. NCBI's taxonomy places the organism in Eukaryota, Viridiplantae, Streptophyta, Magnoliopsida, Poales, Poaceae. The record is from RefSeq and is a predicted model, not a curated record. Bases 139 to 3147 code for a protein of 1002 amino acids. Gene Ontology annotation, biological process: regulation of DNA-templated transcription.